Gopherus flavomarginatus (Mexican gopher tortoise) is the source of this 483-nucleotide messenger RNA. It is a transcript of the gene PAM16, whose product is annotated as presequence translocase associated motor 16. The transcript is spliced from 4 exons. The record is from RefSeq and is a predicted model, not a curated record. Bases 22 to 417 code for a protein of 131 amino acids. Gene Ontology annotation, cellular component: TIM23 mitochondrial import inner membrane translocase complex. Lineage: Eukaryota; Metazoa; Chordata; Testudines; Testudinidae. Gene Ontology annotation, biological process: protein import into mitochondrial matrix.
GCAGCGGGUGUUUGACUGCUUAUGCUUUGUCUGCAGGCCAAGUACCUGGCACAGAUCAUUGUGGUGGGGGUGCAGGUGGUGGGCAGGGCCUUCGCUCGGGCACUCCGGCAGGAAUUUGCAGCCAGCCGAGCAGCGGCCGAUGCGCGGGGACGUGCCGGGCCCCAGUCUGCUGCAGCCACCAGCAUCUCGGGGAUCAGUCUGCAGGAGGCCCAGCAGAUCCUCAACGUCUCCAAGCUCAGCCCGGAGGAAAUUCAGAAGAACUACGAUCACUUGUUCAAGGUCAAUGACAAGUCAGUGGGGGGAUCAUUUUACCUGCAGUCUAAGGUGGUGAGAGCCAAGGAGCGGCUGGACGAAGAACUCCGAAUCAUGGCCCAGAGACAGAGUGAAAGAGAACAGGAGCAGAAGCCAGAGACGUAACUACCCCGCUAUGCCCUCUUCUCAGCCCCUCUAAAUUAUAGCCAGUCAAUAAAUCCCCUCUCUGCA